Messenger RNA from Leopardus geoffroyi (Geoffroy's cat), 2947 nucleotides. RefSeq names its product lon peptidase 2, peroxisomal (gene LONP2). Bases 108 to 2756 code for a protein of 882 amino acids. Gene Ontology annotation, cellular component: peroxisomal matrix. The transcript is spliced from 16 exons. The record is from RefSeq and is a predicted model, not a curated record. NCBI's taxonomy places the organism in Eukaryota, Metazoa, Chordata, Mammalia, Carnivora, Felidae. Gene Ontology annotation, biological process: protein targeting to peroxisome; protein catabolic process; protein quality control for misfolded or incompletely synthesized proteins. Gene Ontology annotation, molecular function: serine-type endopeptidase activity; ATP-dependent peptidase activity; ATP hydrolysis activity.
CGCGCAGGCGCGCCGAAGGCUGGGAGCUUUGGUUGGGGCGGUGGGGCUAUUGCCGGUUGCCGCGUCCUGCUCCCUUUGACGCCCCCCUAGCGCGAAUAGCCGUCGCCAUGUCGUCGGUGAGCUCUAUCCAGAUCCCCAGCCGCCUCCCGCUGCUGCUCACCCACGAGGGCGUGCUGCUGCCCGGCUCCACCAUGCGCACCAGCGUGGACUCGGCCCGCAACCUGCAGCUGGUGCGGAGCCGCCUGCUCAAGGGCACGUCGUUGCAGAGUACUAUCCUGGGGGUCAUCCCCAACACGCCCGACCCCGCCAGCGACGCGCAGGACCUGCCGCCGCUGCACAGGAUUGGGACGGCUGCCCUGGCGGUUCAGGUUGUAGGCAGCAACUGGCCCAAGCCCCACUAUACUUUGCUGAUUACAGGCCUGUGCCGUUUCCAGAUUGUGCAGGUCUUGAAGGAGAAGCCAUAUCCUGUUGCCGAAGUGGAACAGUUGGACCGGCUUGAGGAAUUUCCCAACACCUGUAAAACUAGGGAGGAGCUAGGAGAACUAUCAGAACAGUUUUACAAAUAUGCAGUACAGGUCUGUUUCCCCUACCAAACUCGAAUUCAUCCCUGCUGUAGCCAUCCCAUACUGAGCAGUACAUUGUGUCUAACAAGUAGUUUGUGCUCAUUGGUGGAAAUGUUGGAUAUGUCUGUCCCUGCAGUUGCUAAAUUGAGACGCCUUUUAGAUAGUCUUCCAAGGGAAGCAUUACCAGACAUCCUGACCUCAAUUAUUCGAACAAGCAACAAAGAGAAGCUCCAGAUUUUAGAUGCUGUGAGUCUAGAGGAGCGGUUCAAGAUGACCAUACCGCUGCUUGUCAGACAAAUUGAAGGCCUGAAAUUGCUUCAGAAAACCAGAAAACACAAGCAAGAUGAUGAUAAGAGGGUUAUAGCAAUACGUCCUAUUAGAAGGAUUACACACAUCCCAGGUGCCUUAGAAGAUGAGGAUGAGGAUGAAGAUCAUGAUGACAUUGUCAUGCUAGAGAAAAAAAUACGAACAUCCAGUAUGCCAGAGCAGGCCCACAAAGUCUGUGUCAAAGAGAUAAAAAGACUCAAAAAAAUGCCUCAGUCGAUGCCAGAAUAUGCUCUGACUAGAAAUUAUUUAGAACUUAUGGUGGAACUUCCUUGGAACAAAAGUACAACUGACCGUCUGGACAUUCGAGCAGCCCGGAUUCUUCUGGAUAAUGAUCACUAUGCUAUGGAAAAAUUGAAGAAAAGAGUGCUGGAAUACCUGGCUGUCAGACAGCUGAAAAACAACCUGAAGGGCCCCAUUCUUUGCUUUGUUGGCCCUCCUGGAGUUGGUAAAACAAGUGUGGGAAGAUCAGUGGCCAAGACUCUUGGUCGAGAGUUCCACAGGAUUGCACUUGGAGGAGUGUGUGAUCAGUCUGACAUUCGAGGACACAGGCGUACCUACGUUGGCAGUAUGCCUGGUCGUAUAAUCAAUGGCUUGAAGACUGUUGGGGUUAACAAUCCAGUGUUCCUAUUAGAUGAGGUGGACAAACUAGGAAAAAGUCUGCAGGGUGAUCCUGCAGCAGCUCUGCUUGAGGUGUUGGAUCCUGAACAAAACCAUAACUUCACAGAUCAUUAUCUAAAUGUGGCCUUUGACCUUUCCCAAGUUCUUUUUAUAGCUACUGCCAACACAACUGCUACUAUUCCACCUGCCUUGCUGGACAGAAUGGAGAUCAUUCAGGUCCCAGGGUAUACACAAGAAGAGAAGAUCGAGAUUGCCCACAGGCACUUGAUCCCAAAGCAGCUGGAACAGCAUGGGCUGACUCCUCAGCAGAUUCAGAUCCCACAGGUUACUACUCUUGACAUCAUCACCAGGUAUACCAGAGAGGCAGGGGUUCGCUCUCUGGAUAGGAAGUUUGGAGCCAUUUGCCGAGCUGUUGCUGUGAAGGUGGCAGAAGGACAACAUAAAGAAGCCAAGUUGGACCAUUCUGAUGUGGCUGAGGGAGAAGGUUGUAAAGAACACAUCUUAGAAGAUGCAAAACCUGAAUCUAUCAAUGACACUACGGACUUAGCCUUACCACCCGAAAUGCCGAUUUUGAUUGAUUUCCAUGCUCUGAAAGACAUCCUUGGGCCCCCAAUGUAUGAAAUGGAGGUGUCUGAGCGGUUGAGUCAACCAGGAGUGGCAAUAGGUUUGGCCUGGACCCCCUUAGGUGGGGAAAUCAUGUUCGUGGAGGCAAGCCGAAUGGAUGGUGAAGGUCAGCUGACUCUGACUGGCCAGCUAGGAGAUGUCAUGAAGGAGUCUGCCCAUCUCGCGAUUAGCUGGCUCCGCAGCAACGCAAAGAAAUACCAUCUGACCAAUGCUUCUGGAAGUUUUGAUCUUCUUGACAACACAGACAUCCAUCUGCACUUCCCAGCUGGUGCUGUCACAAAAGAUGGACCAUCUGCUGGAGUUACCAUAGUAACUUGUCUCGCCUCACUUUUUAGUGGGCGGCUGGUGCGUUCGGAUGUAGCCAUGACUGGAGAAAUCACAUUGCGGGGUCUCGUUCUUCCAGUGGGUGGGAUUAAAGACAAAGUGCUGGCGGCACACAGAGCAGGAUUGAAGCAAGUCAUUAUUCCUCAGAGGAACGAAAAAGACCUUGAAGAAAUCCCGGGCAAUGUACGACAGGAUUUAAGUUUUGUUACAGCAAGCUGCCUGGAUGAAGUUCUUAAUGCAGCUUUUGAUGGUGGCUUUGUUGUCAAGACCAGACCUGGUCUCUUAAAUAGCAAACUGUAGGCCCAAAUCCCGACUUUUCAGAAUUGCAAGUUAUGAAGUGCCAAAGGGCACAGAAAAGGUUUUUGUUCAUACCAGUAGAGGUAGGCUAAGUGUCCCUAAUCUUUGAACAUGAUCACGACAGUAACCUCACUCAAAUGGCUGGUGUUGAUUACAGAAAUGUUAACUGAAUAAACGGAUUGAUAAAAAUUGAA